GUUCCAUCUUUUAGUUGUACUUAUCGUUAGAUUCCUUGCCAUGUUGUUGUGUUUGAUGAGUGCCAGGCCUGGAUUUGGAUCAAGGGCGCCACAUAAUCAUGCUGCUAACCCUCGAGUGUUGUUACUUAUGUUGAGGCGUGAAGUUAUCUCCUGCUUCCCAAAUGGCCAUUGGGGAGAGUGGAGAUUGAGAUUGUUGUUGGCUUGUUAGGGCAGUGAUGAGUACUCAUUCCCUGUGAAGUGAAUCGGAUUAUGGUACCUUUGUAAUUGUUAGCCGUGUAUUUGAGAUUGAUUUCGUUGUUAUUAUUGUUGUUGAUGCUAAUGCUGCUACCUAUUUUGUGUUUAAAAUUUGGUGCGCAGAAUAUAGUCCUUGUUUAGAUUGCCAUACACGUUUCUGCUCUGCUCUUCUUCUUCGUGCAGCCCGACAAGCCCCCCCCAAAGCCACCGACUUCCUCUUCCUUUGGAAACCGAAAAAAGGGCUUGAAAUUCUCCUUCUUUCUUGUUCAAUAACCAGAUUUAGG
This is a messenger RNA of Rubroshorea leprosula, 518 nucleotides long. The record is from the annotation of a GenBank genome assembly. NCBI's taxonomy places the organism in Eukaryota, Viridiplantae, Streptophyta, Magnoliopsida, Malvales, Dipterocarpaceae.